AUGAAGUACACAACAAUCGCUACAUCUGCUGCAUUUUUAACCACAGCAUUGGCGGCUACAGUCCCAUCGGCGCCAUGGACCACUUUGACCCCAACCGCAUCAAUCCCAUCGGAUGCCACCACUGACUACAGCUCGAGUUUUGGUAUCCAAAUUGAAACCGUUGAAGCAGCAUCUGCAUUGUCUACUGAUUCAGCAUCUGACCUUAGCAGCAAAUUGGAAACUGCUUCCGCGACACUUGGUAAAAGGGCUGUUGUAAGUGCGUUGUCGGAUGGCCAGCCAAAUGUUAGGUCUGGUUCAUAUUCCGUUUUGCCAACCUCAAAAUCAUCUGUUGCUCCAGUUGCUCAAAUCACUGAUGGUCAAAUCCAACACCAAACCACUGCCGCUGCUGCUUCUGUCGUGAAUCAAAUCACUGAUGGCCAAAUCCAACACCAAACCACUGCUGCUGCUUCAGUUGUCAACCAAAUUGGUGACGGCCAAAUCCAACACCAAACCACUGCAGCUGCUGCCUCAGUUGUCAACCAAAUUGGUGAUGGUCAAAUCCAACAUCAAACCACGGCUGCCUCAGUUGUCAACCAAAUUGGCGAUGGUCAAAUCCAACACCAAACUUCUGCUGCUUCAGUUGUCAACCAAAUCGGCGACGGUCAAAUUCAACACCAAACUUCUGCUAAACCAACUGCUUCUGCUGCUGCUCAAAUUUCUGAUGGUCAAAUUCAACACAAGAACUCCACCGUUGCUGCUGAAUCAAGAGCUGCCGCUGCCACUACCCUUUCUGAUGGUCAACCACAAGAAUCAGGUGCCACAUCCGACUCCUCUUCUGACUCCUCAAUUCCAAAAGCAUGCUCAUCAUCAAACAACUUGGUUAUUAAAUUGCAAGAUGGUGUCUUGACCGACUCACACGGUAGAAUCGGUGCUAUUGUUGCCAACAGACAAUUCCAAUUCGAUGGUCCACCACCACAAGCCGGCUCUAUCUAUGCUGCCGGAUGGUCUAUUUCCAGCGAUGGCUACUUGACUUUGGGCGAUUCAAAGGUGUUUUACCAAUGUUUGAGUGGUGACUUCUACAACUUGUAUGAUGAAAAUGUUGCUGCUCAAUGUAACGCUGUCAAGUUGAAGAUUAUCGACUUUGUUGACUGUUAA
This is a messenger RNA of Lodderomyces theae, 1134 nucleotides long. RefSeq names its product beta-1,3-glucan linked protein (gene PIR1). Lineage: Eukaryota; Fungi; Ascomycota; Pichiomycetes; Serinales; Debaryomycetaceae. The coding region runs from base 1 to 1134 and encodes 377 amino acids. The transcript has a single exon. The record is from RefSeq and is a predicted model, not a curated record. Gene Ontology annotation, cellular component: fungal-type cell wall. Gene Ontology annotation, biological process: fungal-type cell wall organization. Gene Ontology annotation, molecular function: structural constituent of cell wall.